Messenger RNA from Paraglomus brasilianum, 573 nucleotides. The record is from the annotation of a GenBank genome assembly. Lineage: Eukaryota; Fungi; Glomeromycota; Glomeromycetes; Paraglomerales; Paraglomeraceae.
AUGAAUAAAAAAGAUAAAUUUAAAUUCGAACAUGAAAAACCUAAUCCCGAAAUAAUCGGCCAUCACUCAACUCCAGAAACAUUUUCUAAAUUGUUAGUAGAGUUAUUAGGACUUAACCAAGUUCAAGGUCAAAUCAUUUAUGAUGGCGGAAUUGGCGUUGGUGGUCUUUCAGCAACAGUAGACACUAAACAGCAAAUUCAAGAAGAGUUAAUAAAAAAAGAAGCCUUAUUAAAACAAAAAGUUCUUAACUUGCUAAUUCAAAAAGAAGCCGCCACUAAAGCCAGUAUUAAUUUUCCCCCUCCGCCUCCUCCACCAGUAGAAAAAGAAGUCGAAAAUAAUCAGUUUAACCAAAUUGACCAAAGAGUAAAGGAAAUUGAUCAAAGGUUGGAAGAAAUUGAGGAUGAUGUUUUGGAAAGCGACAAUAGUGUUUGUGGAUUAUUAAAGAGGUUGAAAAAAAGAGAACUAAAAAAAGCCCAAUUAUUAGAAGAAAUGAAGAAAAAACAAGAAUUACUCAGAGAAGCAUUAUUAUAUAUUGAUAUGAGUAAACUAAAAAACUAUGAAAAAGAAAAAUAA